CACGCUGUGGCAUAAAAGGUGGUACACAACAGCACGAUAGCCGUCUUAGAAAUUCAACUAUUACAAUGUUGUGCCUCGACAAAAUCUUCCAUGUGGAAAAAGAUCUAUUCAUGGUUGUGUGUUCCAGGUAAACAAAAGUGCGGAUAGGUAAAGUUAUUUCAGACGUACGGUACACAGACCUUGAAUAAUCUAUUUAUAAUUCGAUUUUCGAGGCUUGCUCGCAACCAAUACAAUAAUCCUGAAAAUUCUCACAAUUUGAGAAAAAAAAUCUCGACGUUUUCUCAAGCCGCGGGCAUUAUCAGAAUCAAAUGAGAUCGCGACGGACGAGCCAAAUCCUUUGCCGACUAACACGAGAAUUCCAAAAGGCAGAAGCGACUUAGUCGAGAACAGGCUGAUAUGGGAUCUGUGCGAGCCGUAGCGGGAGUGGCACGGCAGGGGGAGGGGGGAUGGAAAACGAGUCAGCAGUCGCUCGGCAUAACGACCGGCGCACAAUCUAAAAGGCCAGCUCGUAGCGGCGUCGCCCGCGUAGUCUCGCUCGCGUUCUCUCGCAGCUCGGACCGCAGCUAUCCCAAGGAACACUUGUUGAAUCGAAGAGCGAAAGCUACCGCGACCAUGCCGAGUUACAAGCUCACCUACUUCAACAUCACCGGCCUGGGCGAGCCGCUGCGCUUCCUUUUGCACUACGCCGGCAUCGACUUCGAGGACUUCCGUGUCGAGUUCGAGGAUUGGCCCGCUCUAAAGUCCAAGAUGCCAAUGGAGCAGAUACCGAUUUUGGAGAUCGAUGGCCGAGUCUAUCAUCAAACCAGAGCCAUCAGCCGCUAUCUUGCCAAGAAGGGCAACCUGUAUGGCAGCAACGAGCUCGAGGCGCUGGAGAUCGAUAUGUGCGUCGACGAUAUCGAGGACUGCAGGCUAUAUUACUCCGCCCAUUUCCGCGAACAAGAGCCGGCCAGGAAAGCCAAACUACUUGAGCUUGCCAUUGAGAAAACCCCGUGGUACCUGGCUAAAUUCGAACAACGAGUGAAGAAGAACGGCGGAUACUUCGUCGCCGGCAAGUUGAGCUGGGCCGACACCCAUUUCUCGGCGAUCAUCGAGCUCAUCUCUAAUAUCGCCCAGAAAGAGUUCGUCAAGGAUUUCCCGGCGCUGGACAAACUCGACCAAACCGUUCGUUCAACGCCCAAGAUCAAGGCUUACCUCGACAAGCGGCCCCACACUAAAUUUUAAUUAAUUUAUCAUAUUCGCACAAUCUCUACUCUCUCUCUCUCUUAUACCAUUCGCAUUCACCAGCCUUUCUGUCUCCACGCAAUGAAUAAAAAACAUUUUUCUUUGUCACGUUACAAAAAG
Messenger RNA from Phymastichus coffea, 1341 nucleotides. Its product is annotated as glutathione S-transferase-like. The record is from RefSeq and is a predicted model, not a curated record. Lineage: Eukaryota; Metazoa; Arthropoda; Insecta; Hymenoptera; Eulophidae. Gene Ontology annotation, molecular function: glutathione transferase activity. Bases 397 to 1221 code for a protein of 274 amino acids. The transcript has 4 exons. Gene Ontology annotation, biological process: glutathione metabolic process.